Messenger RNA from Paramacrobiotus metropolitanus, 3194 nucleotides. RefSeq lists its product as uncharacterized. Bases 540 to 2402 code for a protein of 620 amino acids. The transcript has 7 exons. Gene Ontology annotation, molecular function: protein binding. Lineage: Eukaryota; Metazoa; Tardigrada; Eutardigrada; Parachela; Macrobiotidae. The record is from RefSeq and is a predicted model, not a curated record.
UAGCGCGUCAAUCAUUGAUCAUAAUUUAUUAUUUGCAUCGUGAAAAUAAGGAAUCUGAUGCUUUCACUUUACAGUAAACGAAAAACUGCACCAAUGGCUUUUACUUGUAGUGUUUGACGGAGAUACUUUAUGAUCGAUGUACGGUAGACAAAUAUAUUUAUGGUCUGUUUAUUACCUAUUUAAGAUAUUAACUAUAUCAUUUUGUUUAAACAUUGUAUCUACAUCUCAGCCUUUUAAUAUUUUGAUGUCUUCUUAUCAUGGACGAAAGAACGAAUUAAGUACUGUAUCGCGAGUGCGCCGUAAACUCCCGAACCGGAUGUUGCUCAAAUUAUCUGGCUACUUUGUUCGAAGAAACAAAGCAAAGAAGUGUUCGGGAGUGCGCGAAAGUGAAAGUUUUCAUGCAAGCACACGAAUUUGGUACCAUGUACCGGGCCACUCCCCUUAAGAAUGCUUAGAACUCCAGCUUCGAAGAAAGAAACCUUUCUUCCCUUUUUCUUUAGCAACUUAAAACUGAAGGAUGGCUUCGCCCUCCGGAUAAGAUGGACGGGCUGCCUCGGUAUCGGCCGUUACUGGCGGAUGGUCCAGCGAGUCAAGUGAGCUACUACAACACUGUCGCCGUCCGCAUCCGCCGCCGUGACGCCUGCGAGGGCGACAUCUGGUGGCUAGGCUACAUCCAGGAUAUCGACGGCGAGCGCGCCUUCAUCCACUUCGACUGCACAACAGCCGAAGCUCGCUGGCUGCACAUGCAGGACGUCUGGCCACUGCCGCCCUACCGUGACACAGAGCUGCGCAGAUUUGGUCGCCACAACGUUCCACUAUUUGCGGCACUGCGCGAUGAAUUUGAUGGACCACUUCGUUUCCGACCAGCCGUUGGGCUGACCAAGCUUAACGGUUGUGACCGGUAUUGUGACAUUUUUUGCAUCCAAACCGAUGGGUCCAGCAGCAGCAGCGCUGACCAGGACCCUGCCCCUGCAGCACACGAAGCUGGUAAUAUUGGGGUGGCCCACAAAAGCCAACUGGCCGGAGAAUUACCGCCCAGCGGUCCACCCUUGCUGGAGCGCCGCAGUGGUUUGUUGUACACCAAGCACUGGAUACCCUUCCCCCGCGCCAGCGCCCUGCUCAGCGAACCUUCCGAUAAAUUCCGCAUCAUCAAGCAUGUUCGUGACGCUCUUCACUGCAAACUGCAGCCAGUCGAUGGAAUUCUCUUCGACUGGUGCCGGUUUCAUCUGCGCACCGAAGCGGCGGGCUGCGUCUUCGUCAUCGUCGGACUCGCGACCGACGCGGAAUCGACGCACUGGAUGGCCAGAACCUUGUCGACAGUUCUGGAAACGCAUCUGGCCAGCCGCGCCCUUCUUCCGCCGAUUCACAACCAUCCAGCCUUCCGCGCCAGUGAAAACGUGCCUCUGGAAGCCGAUAUGGUCAUGGACACUGAUGCAGCGAUGCUGAGUGAUUUGACGCCUUGGCUGUUGAGUGACAUCUUGUCCCAUCUAGACGUUCAUUCCCAAAUGAGAGCAAAACGGGUGUGUGGCUUGUGGCAGCUGCUGCUGCGCCAUCCCCGGAUGCAGGAGCACGUCAGCAUCUCCUUCGAAAGCUGCACAUACCUGCAAGUCGACACCGACAACUGCUUCCGCGCGGCCUGCCUCCUCACCCGCUCCCUCAGCUCGGCGACCAUCAGUCUCACCCUGUUGCGGGUCGCCCCGCCGCGCGGCUUGCCCUUUUUUCUGCAGGCCAUCCUGGCAGCCAAGGAGAUCAGUCUGUCGGUGCUGGUGCUCAAAGACCACACUGACAUGGAUCCGCUGGCCGUUGGUCAGCAAAAACGGGCGCGGUUGAAGCACGGGGCACUGGUUCGUAUCAAUUUCUACUCGCACAUUUGCGACUUCGUCUUGCUGUGCAACUGGACAGCUGGUAAACUGUUUGGCCGGCAAAUGUACGACGUCUUUGAGGAAGGUUGCACCUACGCUGACUAUGAGCAACAGGGCGCCGUACACCGGCGUCCUCUGCCAGCGCACGAGCGUGAAUGGAUGCUGCGUCUGUCCAAGCGGUCAGUCGCGCCAGCCCAGCUGGCCAUUGACGAGCUGCAGAUCACCAUUCCCCAGCUGCUGCUGCCCUGCAGCGACGGCAAGAUGCACAUGACCAGUCGCUUCAUGUGCGCGCUGAACGACCGCUUCCCGCCGGUCACGCCGGAGAUGCUGGCAAAGGUCACGGCCGUCCACGCGCGCUGGCAGCGCACCCUCGACUACCCCGCCGACUGGCACACCAUCCGCAACUAUCUCCUGCUGUAUAGUGGCUUUCACCCCGACGGGAGACCGAAAUUCUGGGAUGAUGUCGAUCUGCGGUAUGUGGAUGUAUCCACCUGGAGCAAAAUGGCCGUAUACGGGAUCAACGAGCUGUUCCGCGUGUGAAAGCAAUAACAAAGUGGAAGGUUUUUUAAACCUUCCACUGAGUAACUGCAUCGGUACCCUGACCAACUGAUCUGACAUUCUGACCUAGUGACGCGGUAUAUGUAGCUGUACAGUAGCGAUGUGUACGUAAACUGACGGCUUUAUUCGUACUUUCUAUUAUCGCUCGUACGAGUACAUUCUUGAUUUUUUUCUUUUGUGUUUGCAUUUCCUUUGGGUUGUUUCUACGCGGAUGCGCCGUGAUAUAAGUCCGUGAGUGGCAGUACUUUGAUCAUCAGUUCUCUCAUUCUGACUUUUGGCAGUGUCGGAGUUCAGAACUAAAUUAUCGUCGGAGAUCCAGUUCUCGCUUCGCGUCAAUUCUUGGACUUAGCUAUGCCACAUUGAGAUUAUCAGCUCAUACUCUGUCGUUGAGCAGGUCGGUAGGAUGGAUUAUUACGGAUGGAUAAUACCAGCCAUAUCAGCAGCGACCAGAUCCAGAGGACCGGGAUCGAGGGGAGACGGAGAGUACCGUAAUCUGGGCAGUUUGCCCAGCACCAGAAUUUCGCCCCUGUCGCUGUCAACAUCUGCUAAGCGACCGACGGGUCCGACGCCCAGCCGGUUGGACACGCAAACAACUACUUCCUCUGUACAGUUAUUUAUUAUAAUUAUAAUAAUAUUAUUCAUUUUCGGUUAAAUUUUUUCGCUUCUCGUGUUACUUUUGCGGGUACAGUAUCUCUUGACUGGUCACUCAGCCGUCACUGGGUGGUUUCUUAUGCAGCCGAAACAUAACAAGUAUACAAAUGCAAGAAAAUAUAA